GGUAAUUCGGGGCAAGUACAGAGGCUCCAGGUCCUCGAAGAUGCAGUGAAACGAUAGAAAGAUAUGAUAGACCUACACCGCCGGUCGAAUUUAUUCCGUCUUAGUUCCGCGUCGAAAGAGCAAUUCUGCACCCUUAGUGAGUAGUUGAGGUGUGUUCUCCGCUGAGACAAAGGGACUUGCAGCAUUGGUUCACAUUUUCGACCCGGGGACGAAACAUAAAGUAGCUGUGCUCAUUUUCUUCCAUACAGAAUCUUGACUUGGUUUCUACUUGGUAUAUCUGAGAUACUGGACAUCAACCUGAGAGUGCUUCUUGUUUUUGCCUCGUGUCAGAAAAUCAUCUUGUUAAUAUGCAGCUUCUAUUUCCUCCAGUGUCUCCGUUUCUGGAGUUAAUUCAACAUGCGCGGCAACACCCCGAUAGGAUUGCUCUUAGGGACCAUUCUACGGGGAAAACUGCCACAGCCGGACAAUUGCUGCAGAGAGUUUCUUCGCUCCGCGAUAAAUUGAAGGAUGAGCUGCUUCAGAAUGGAUGGGAAACCGCCGGCCAAGACAAAUUUAUCUUUCUUAUAGCUCCUCCGGGAUUGGAAUAUGUGGUAUCGAUGCUCACCAUCUUCUCCCUCGGUGCCGCCAUGUCAGCACAAUCCAUCGUUGUCAAGCCAGAGGAUGUUCUGCGCUAUUUCAAGCUCGCAAAGCCUCUAGCCCUGCUAUAUGCCCCCGCGCUCGCCGAGAAAGCCCAGGCAAUCAAAGUCUUGUGUGCCAGCAGUGACAGCGGAGUCAACCCCAAACUCCCUUUCGUGGAAAUACAGACAUCUUGCCUCGACAGCUCGACAUCUCUCGAAUACGAAACAAGCGUUAGCACCAAGAACCUGUCUACUCAGAAUGGUACAUUGUUCUUCACAUCAGGCACAUCUGGAAAUCAGAAAGGCGUGGUUCAUUCCUACCAAGCUCUUCUUGCGUCCGCACGAGAGCGAAUAGGAACGUGGCAGAUGACAGAAAAGGAUGUGUUUCUCAACCAAAAACCAGGCAAUUGGAUGGGAGGGAUUUUCGGCAUCAUUCCAAGUUUGAUGUCUGGAGCUUGCCUAGAAACUUGUGGAGGCGUCUUCAACCCCGAAUGGUUUUGGGAACGCAUUAGGCAAGGGGGUGUCAGCGUAUUUGACGUUGCACCUACUGGUUAUGACAGGCUCGCAAAGUACUUUGACGACCAUAUCGCUGUGCUACCCCCCGCAGAGACAGAGAUUUAUGUUCAAGGAAUGAUAGAUGUUAAGGUUGCGGGCGUCUCGGGAUCACUCCUUUCGCCACAUACGCAAGAGAGAUGGACGAAACUCCGUCGUGGAAAGCCAUUGCUAAACCUAUAUGGAUCUACAGAGGUCACCUUGAUAUGCAGCAUGAGAUGGGAAAACCCCGACUAUACUGAUAUGUCCUCGAUCGGACCACCCGUGACGGGAGUUGAGGUGAAGCUUGUGGACGGGGAGAUGCGACUCAAGGCUCCUUCGAUGUUCUCACGAUACAUUUCGGAUGAUCCAACCUUGACCGAGAAGGCUUUCGAUUCAGAGGGCUACUUCAAGAGCGGAGAUUGUGCAGAAAAGGUCGGGGAUACUUAUGUUCUCCACGGCCGGGCAAACAUAGAUGUUCUGCAUUUCUGGGGCUUCACCGUCCAUACAGGCGAAGUCGAAAGCGCGCUUCUCUCUCUCCCCUACAUCGCCGACGCCAUCUCCCUACCUCUCGCCGACACGGAAUACAAGGAGCGCGUUUCUGCUAUUGUGAAAAUCAAGCCAUCAUUGGAGCAGCCGAGCUUCGACGCCCUUCGACAUGACCUGACAGAAAAGACUGGUUUGAUGCUAUUCAAGCAACCGACAGUAAUCUACUGGCUCAAAGAGGGUGAAGAAAUAUCUUUGACAGUAAACGGGAAGAUUUCAAAGAUAGAUGCCCGCAAGAAGUUCUUUGGUGAUGAUUGGCGGGGAAAGGAUGGAGUGGACGUUAUAGACUUAUCGAAGAUGGAAUAUUGGCGAAUGGGUGGGCAGUGUUGAGAGGUAUGAGGAGUGGCGAGUUGUUUUCAGGGACUUAUCGGGUUGUGAAAGCUGAAUUCAGAAACAAAUACAAAUGGAGAUAUUUGACGAUGCUUUAAAAAGUAAAAGACUUCGUCAGAUCACAGGUCUUGUC
Molecule: messenger RNA, 2157 nt
Organism: Pseudogymnoascus verrucosus
Lineage: Eukaryota; Fungi; Ascomycota; Leotiomycetes; Thelebolales; Thelebolaceae
Exons: 6
Coding region: 348-2024 (558 amino acids)
Biological process (GO): fatty acid metabolic process
Molecular function (GO): medium-chain fatty acid-CoA ligase activity
Source: RefSeq, a predicted model, not a curated record